GGCGGGCCGCGGGGGCGGGGGAAGCGGCGGCAGCGGCAGCGGCGCUGCUCGGUGGCGACGGGCGGCUGAGGAGGCGCUGAAGGGAGGAGGCUGCGGGCGGCAGUUUUCUCCUCCAGAUGCGUGUGUUCCAGAUACUCACUUCAACAUGGUAGCUGGUGAUACCUGCUGAAGGGAUUUCUAGAACCUGACCUGUCACAUAGUCAUAAUGUCACAUGUCAGUAGACAUGUUAACAUCAGAAGUUCAGGUUAACAGAAAGUGCAGAAAGCAGGACAGCAGCAGACUGUAGAAUUCUGUAUUCAGUGGAACAAAUAAAUGACGUGAAAGUCUGAGAAAUGAACAAAUUACGGCAAAGCUUUAGGAGAAAGAAAGAUGUCUAUGUCCCAGAAGCCAGUAGGCCUCAUCAGUGGCAGACUGAUGAAGAAGGUGUUCGUACUGGCAAAUGUAGCUUUCCUGUUAAGUACUUGGGACACGUCGAAGUGGAUGAAUCCAGAGGAAUGCAUAUCUGUGAAGAGGCUGUGAAGAGACUGAAAUCUCUACCUACAGUAAUAGCGCUCGACUUGUCCCCCCUGUUCCUCCAGGAAAGGAAGUUCUUCAAAGGCUUCUUUGGAAAAACUGGAAAGAAGGCAGUUAAAGCAGUCCUGUGGGUUUCGGCGGAUGGACUCAGAGUUGUAGAUGAGAAAACAAAGGAUCUUAUAGUUGAUCAGACAAUAGAGAAGGUUUCUUUCUGCGCACCAGACAGAAACUUCGACAGAGCGUUCUCAUAUAUCUGUCGAGACGGCACUACGAGACGCUGGAUAUGCCACUGCUUUAUGGCCGUAAAGGACACGGGGGAAAGGUUGAGUCAUGCCGUGGGCUGUGCAUUUGCAGCAUGCCUGGAGCGAAAGCAGAAGCGAGAGAAGGAGUGUGGAGUGACUGCCACCUUUGAUGCCAGCAGAACCACGUUCACUAGAGAGGGGUCAUUCAGGGUCACUACAGCUACUGAACAAGCAGAAAGAGAGGAAAUUCUGAGACAGAUGCCGGAUGCUAAAGCUGAACCAGAAGUGAAAACAGUAGCGCCAAGUGCUGCACCAAACAAUACUGCCCCCUCUCCUGGCUCACCAACCUCUCCUGUUGCUGAUAUUGCUGCCCCUCUGGAUAAAGAAAUGAACAAUCCCCACGCUAUUCCUCGAAGGCAUGCCCCUAUAGAGCAGCUUGCCAGGCAAGGUUCUUUCAGGGGUUUCCCUGCCCUUAGCCAAAAGAUGUCUCCUUUUAAGCGCCAGUUGUCUUUGCGAAUAAAUGAGCUGCCUUCAACCGUGCAAAGGAAGACUGACUUCCCUAUGAAAAACUCAGUCCCUGAGGUAGAAGGGGAAGGCGACAGCAUUAGUGCCCUCUGCUCUCAGAUCACCAAUGCUUUCAGCACGCCAUCGGAAGAUCCUUUCUCUUCAGCCCCCAUGACAAAACCAGUCACAGUAGUUGCACCACAGUCUCCUGCCUUUCAAGUUAAUGGCACUGCCUCUGCCUUCUGUGUGCUUGCUGCUCAACCAUCCCAAGCUGCUGUAGUGUCCACAGCUAUGCCAGUUCGUGAAACCAAUCCUUGGGCUCAUGCUCCUGCUGCUAAUACUGGAGCUGCAGCCAUGGUCUCUGGAACUGAAUGGAGUGCCUCCUCAGGUGCAGCCUCACCAAGUCUCUUCCAAGGAAAUCACAGACGCACUCCCUCAGAGGCAGACCGCUGGUUGGAAGAGGUCUCAAAGACUGUCAGAGCCCAACAGCAGCCAACGCCAGCCCCACAGCCACUACUACAACCUCCUCCAACAACUUCCCAGGCAGCACCAGCUUUCCCAGUGAAUACCUUCAUUGCACCUCAGCCUGUGCCAGUUGGUGUGGUACCGCCCAUGCAGCCAGCAUUUAUUCCAGCUCAGCCCUAUGCUGUAGCAAAUGGGAUGACCUAUGCAGCUCCGAGCGUACCUGUGGUUGGAAUCACGCCUUCCCAGAUGGUAGCCAAUGUCUUUGGUACUGCAAGUCACACGCCAGCAGCCCUUCCCCAUCAGUCACCCAGUCUUGUUAAACAGCAGACGUUCCCACAGUAUGAAACCAACAGUGCUACGACCAGCCCUUUCUUCAAGCCACCUGCACAGCACAACGGCUCUGCAGCUUUCAAUGGAGUUGAUGGUGGCAAAUGGGCUGCAGAGGACAAGCCUUCACAGCCUCCUGCAGCUGCUCCACAGGUAGACCCAUUUGAAGCACAGUGGGCAGCGCUAGAGAGCAAGGCAAAGCAGCGCACUAAUCCCUCUCCAACUAACCCCUUCUCAAGUGAUUUACAGAAAACAUUUGAGAUUGAACUUUAAACAGUCCUGUAAGGGUGGGUAAGUAAAUUGUAUAUUAGUAUAGAGGGAUAAAGGGAGCAGAGGAGACUGUUUCUGAUCAGUUUGCUUUGAUAAUCCCAAAAAGUCCCUUCAAAUGAAAAUGGGUUAGGAAGAAGGAACAAUUAUGGAGAAGAUAUAAACAUACAAAGAAUUUAAUGCUCCGUUCUUAAGAGGAGACCUGAAGCCACCCCAGUCUGCAGUCCCUCCUCACUUGGAAAGCUGGAAGUCAAACAGAGCAAAGAAGGGCAUCAGUCCUGAAGCCUGUUCUGCAGAAACAUCAACGAUCUUACAGAAAGGAAGUACUGUACCUGUGUCCUUCUGAUGCCCUGUGAGUCCUGGACUUCACCCCCCCUGCCUCUUCUCCCCCUCCACCCCCCAGGAAAGAGGUGUGCGGGGGGUGGAGUAUGGGUGGGAGAUUGUCACCUGCUUAGCAAAAGCUGGGUUUGUGGAAAAAGUUGAGCUUCCAUUUUCAGUAACAAAGUGAAUAUUAUAUAUAAAGAAUAAAGUAAAGCCAAAAUCUUUAUUUUUAUGCAUCUAGAAUAUUUUACAUAGUUGGAUAUUAAAAGCUGUAUGAGUUGUAAGUAAUCUUGCCAAAGUUUAAAAAAAAAGGGGUUGGAUGUAAGAAAUUGUACAUAAGAUUGAUUUAUCACUGAUUCUUAUUGUAAGUAAUAUUUGGGGGGAGGGGGAAGGGAAGAAAGGGGCCCUAGCUUGUUCUUGUAUCUGUUCAUUGUAAGUAGCAUAUUGCAACAACAAUCACAACCAAUAAGUCAUUAUAUCGUAGUUUUAAAUAAAAAAAAAUAAAGAACAGUAUUGUCAUGGCUUGAAAACCAUGGGGAAAAGUCUACUGUUUUUUAUUGGAAUCAGGCUACAUAUUAUAUAUAGUAUGUUUAUUUUCUUUCAUGUAUCGCUGCAGUUUCCUUGUCUUAAUCUAUUGGUUCUAACACUACUGUGACAACUUAAUGUAAUCAUAUCUACAACCUGGGGCUACCUAGGAACCCAUUUUAUGUUUGUCUGUCAAUAGCUCUUAGAGGAUUUUAACUUUGUUUUUAUUUUUUCCACUGAUUUGUGAAACCUUGUGAUUAAGGCUGCAGCUGGUCCAGGUUCUGCCUCUGGUGACUCGUGAAAUCCAUCUCAUUUUAACUUUACAUUUAAACUUUGGCCUUACAAGCAAAUGUAAGUUAUAUAUAUUUGUACUGAUGAUUUAUAAUCUGCUUUAACAGAAAUAAAUGUUGGUGGUAGAA
This is a messenger RNA of Dromaius novaehollandiae (emu), 3584 nucleotides long. It is a transcript of the gene NUMB, whose product is annotated as NUMB endocytic adaptor protein. Gene Ontology annotation, cellular component: cytoplasmic vesicle; basolateral plasma membrane; cytoplasm. Gene Ontology annotation, biological process: positive regulation of neurogenesis. The coding region runs from base 334 to 2325 and encodes 663 amino acids. NCBI's taxonomy places the organism in Eukaryota, Metazoa, Chordata, Aves, Casuariiformes, Dromaiidae. The transcript is spliced from 13 exons. The record is from RefSeq and is a predicted model, not a curated record.